GGCGCUGUUCCAUCGGAUCCCCGGUACGUAUCUUCUGCUUGAAUCGCAGCUUCGAUCAAAUCAAUCUGACCUGUCAUAGACACGGAACAGGAGCCAAAUUCUGGCACGAUCCAGGCGCUGUGAAGAAUGGCAUAUCGGGCUUCUUCCUCGUCUUCCGAACCGCCGGCAUGUCGUACGGUGGCACGGAGCUCCUAGGCCUGACGGCUGCUGAGUGCAAGAACCCCCAGAAAGCCCUACCUUUGGCGACGAAGAUCGUAUUUGGCCGCAUCUUCUUCUUCUAUAUCAUAUCGCUUCUCUUGCUCGGUUUCGUUGUCCCAUCCAAUGAUCCUGGUUUGGCCUCGACCGGUCACGGUGCCAAGUAUAGCCCUUUCACGCUUGCAGCAGAACUCGCCAACAUCCAGCAUCUCCCAAGCUUCUUCAACGCCCUCAUCGUCUUGGCAAUCAUUUCCAUGGCCAACACUAGCAUCUUCGCUGCCAGCCGAGCCUUCCAAGCUAUCUGCGAAAGGGGCAUGGGCCCUCGGUGGGGAGCCACCGUGAAAUGGGGCGUGCCUGUAUACGCCUUCGCCAUCACGUCCGUUUUUGGUCUCCUUGCCUUCGUCAACCUGGCACCCGGCGGCGGCGCCAUCUUUGACUGGCUAUUGAGCCUUUCGGGAGCUAGCAACUACUACACGUGGGCAUCCAUCUGCGUCAGUCAUAUUCGUUUCCGUAAGGCAUGGGCCGCGCAAGGCAAUGACACCAACCAGCUUCUCUGGAAAAGCCCUUUUGGUGUUUGGGGCGGCUGGGUUGGACUCACCAUUUGCAUCAUAGGGCUCUCUGCAAAUGUCCUGACGGCAAUCUGGCCCGUCGGUGGCCACGAUGAGCAGGCCAUCAUCCGCGACAACAUCGGAACGGUGAUCCCGAUCAUAUUGUAUAUCGGCUACUGGGUUUGGCAGUCGAGAAUCAUGAAGGUGAAGCAGCCUGUACUCGUGCCAUUAGAUGAUAUGGAUGUGCAGACCGGUAUCCGUCUGCUUGACGAUGUCCCUAUCUCGGACGAUACGGGGUUCACUUUAGUCCGUGAUGAGAAGUGAUUUGUGCCGUCGAAGUACAGCUAUAACGCUGAGCUGACUGACCGCAUCGGUCAGGGGAUUGAACGCCGAGAACCAGUCGGGGUCGAAACAAGUGUACCUUAUGUUUCCUUAGUAGUUUAGUAGUUGAAUAGCCACAGUAAUAGUACACAAAGGGCAGUCUCAUUAGGAG
Colletotrichum godetiae is the source of this 1236-nucleotide messenger RNA. Its product is annotated as histidine permease. The transcript has a single exon. Lineage: Eukaryota; Fungi; Ascomycota; Sordariomycetes; Glomerellales; Glomerellaceae. Gene Ontology annotation, molecular function: amino acid transmembrane transporter activity. The record is from RefSeq and is a predicted model, not a curated record. Gene Ontology annotation, cellular component: membrane. Gene Ontology annotation, biological process: amino acid transmembrane transport. The coding region runs from base 168 to 1067 and encodes 299 amino acids.